This is a messenger RNA of Polypterus senegalus (gray bichir), 474 nucleotides long. It is a transcript of the gene rpl36, whose product is annotated as ribosomal protein L36. Gene Ontology annotation, molecular function: structural constituent of ribosome. Gene Ontology annotation, biological process: cytoplasmic translation. The transcript is spliced from 4 exons. Gene Ontology annotation, cellular component: ribosome; cytosolic large ribosomal subunit. The coding region runs from base 108 to 425 and encodes 105 amino acids. Lineage: Eukaryota; Metazoa; Chordata; Cladistia; Polypteriformes; Polypteridae. The record is from RefSeq and is a predicted model, not a curated record.
GAGGCCGCUGUUUUAGAACACAUACCGCCUGCCGCGCUAGUGGCGCAUAUUGGCUUCUUCCGGUUUUGCUCGCUCUUUCCUGUGUGGCCUCCAUUCGAAGGGAAAAUAUGGCAAUCCGGUACCCCAUGGCCGUUGGCCUUAAUAAAGGCCACCCCGUGACCAAGAAUGUGAGCAAGCCAAGGCAGAAUAGAAGAAGAGGGCGCCUAACCAAACAUACCAAGUUUGUCAGAGACAUGAUCCGUGAGGUGUGUGGCUUUGCCCCUUACGAAAGGCGUGCAAUGGAGUUGCUGAAAGUGUCCAAGGAUAAGCGAGCACUCAAGUUCAUUAAGAAGAGGGUUGGAACCCACAUUCGUGCAAAGAGGAAGAGAGAAGAACUGAGCAACAUCCUAGCAGCCAUGAGAAAGGCAGCUGCCAAGAAAGACUAAUUUCAUAUGUUACUUAAAAAAAAAAAAAAUAAAACUGUGGAAAAAAAAA